This is a messenger RNA of Rhinichthys klamathensis goyatoka, 5962 nucleotides long. It is a transcript of the gene znf106a, whose product is annotated as zinc finger protein 106a. The transcript has 24 exons. The record is from RefSeq and is a predicted model, not a curated record. NCBI's taxonomy places the organism in Eukaryota, Metazoa, Chordata, Actinopteri, Cypriniformes, Leuciscidae. Bases 185 to 5194 code for a protein of 1669 amino acids. Gene Ontology annotation, cellular component: cytosol; membrane. Gene Ontology annotation, molecular function: SH3 domain binding; RNA binding.
UUUUGAAACUGAUCGGUUGUUUCCGUUUUCACCGAAAAAAGGCGCCCAUAACGUUGCUAAGAAGUGUGGAAAAUUAAUAGAAAUGGUGUGAUUUUUAUGGAAAUCUGAAGAAAUGCGUUCUCCGCGUGAAUUAAGAGAACCCUGUUUAUUUGUGGUGGUCUAAGAUACAAUAACAUCUUUCAACAUGGUUAAAGAACAGAAAUGCAUUCUUUGUGAAACGGUCUACAGCUCCAAACAGGAGAUGGAAGAGCACAUGAGGAGUAUGCUGCACCACAGGGAGCUGGAGAAUCUGAAAGGCCGGGACUGUGGACACGAGUGCCGGGUCUGCGGCGUAACUGAGGUGAGCCUGACCGACUAUGCCAGUCACAUCUCCAGCCCUUCACAUAAACAGUGCAUUGAGGAUCAGAAGCACCAGCCCUCAAACGAAGACCAAGAUGAAGACUACUUUGACAAGGACAUUGUGCAGCUCAUCGAGAAACGCAAGGAUAUGAUCAGGAAAGAAGAGGCUUCUGCAAUGCAUGCUAAAGAAGAGCGGGACAACUCAAGGAGGUGGCAGGAGCUUCGGACUCAGUGGCAGGGGGCAAGGCCUUUGAUGUACCAGCAGUGUGGCCCUUGGGACCGACCCUAUCCUAACUUUCCUCAGAUGCCCAAAAGGGGCAGGGGCUCUAAUUGGCAGAAUUUAAGAUUUCCAUCCCCUGACCGCAACAAAUGGUUUAACCCUAACCGACAGGGUAGGUGUGCCACAUGGCAUGCUGAAGGACCACCUGACUUGCAGAAGUGGGGCUCUGUUGGUCGUCAGGGAGGGAGUUUGCACAACCAAGGAAACUUCUGGAGUGGUAGACAAGGUGGCUAUGGAGUCUGCCCUCCACAUCUGAGAAAGCAAUUUCCCUGGAACAACAAUCAGUUUAAUGCCCCUUGGCAGGGACAAUAUAUGCCACCACCUAGGCACUAUAAAUCAUCUGCAAGAGAGCAUCAAAAAACACCCAACUGCUCUGAGAAUCAGACAAAGGGUGAACAGAGUGUAGAAGAGUCUGGUGGUGAUCACGAUCCCAACAAAGGUAAGGGUCAGAAGUCAGAGAAGGCACAUCGAUGGGCACCUUAUCCACCAGCUAAACUUGGGGAUGCUUCAUUUCAGGCUAACCUUCAGCAAACUUUAGAUAAGUCUAAUGUGGAAUCUCCUGAAAACGUUAUGGCACAAAGUUUCAACGAGGGCACUCAGGACAUAGUGCGGAAAUCCAAGGCAGACCGAAUAAAUUGGCAGGAUAAUCCCACAGAACCUAACUGUGAAGAGAGUGUGUGCAGGGAGCAGAAGAGUGCCUUCAAGAACAUUGGCAGUACUAAUAUAGAUGGUUUCGCCUACCCCUCCACCUCCACCACUAGAAGAACAGAGAUGCCCAGCAAGCUUGCAGGAAGUCAAGACUCUGUCAGCGCUAAAGGUUCUAAGCAUUCCCAUUCAAGUUCUGAAUUCCCACAACAUGCCACUUUCAAUGCAGACCAAGACAGUCUGCUUUCAGAGAUGCUGCGAAAAGCUAAAGAGACAUUGCUUAACAGAAAUAACUCUUUUGAUGUAUGUUGCCCAGAGAACAGCUUCAAAGGAUCAAAAACUGUGCCUCAGGUUAAUAAGCAAGUUGAGAAUUUAGAACUAAACAAGAAUCAAGAAUUACAUGAGAGUACGAAAAAACUGAGCAAGAACAAGAGUCAAGAAAGGCUGGGUUUUGUACGAUGUAUUAGCAAUGAACAAGAGCAUUUAACCAGCACAGACAAAUCAGUACAGAUUGCCAAUGUGCGCAAUGACACUAGGCCAUCUCUGCAGUCCUUGCAUGUUAGUACCUCCACUAUGGACCAUGACGAUGAGGAGGAGUGUGUUGAAAUGGAAGAAAAUCCUCACCUACAAGUACAAGAUCAAGUCAUGGACAUACUAGAUGAAGAUUUAUACUCAGUUGGUGAGGAGUCCCACAGCAGCCCAUCCCAACAAACAGCAGGUGGCUCCGUGCCCUCUUUAAGUAAGCUUGCCUUGCCUGCUUGUCUCCAAAGGGAUUUGAACCGCCAUAUGGGAACCAAAGGCAAAGCAGCAUCCCAUGAACCCAACUUGAAUAUUGCCAGACGAAUUAGGAAUGUAAGUGGCACGCGAAAGAAUGAGCCUGAGAAGGAUUUAGGACUUAAACCCACCUUGCGGCAGCUCAUUAGCACCUCUGGCUCCAGGCGGAAUGUCAACUGGGACCAGGUCUACCAGGAAGUCAACCGGAAGAAGCAAGGCAAGGGCUUACCAAGAUUUGGUAUAGAAAUGGUGCCCUGUGAACCCGAGGGUCUGAACCAAAUGGAUGAAAAUGAUGUACCUCUUUCUGAGGGCUUUCAUUGGGAUUCUCUGUUUGACCUCAGUCCAGUGCCUUCCCGCAAGCGUAGCUUGUCUGAAAGCAAUGUGGUCAAAGAUGGCCCUGCUGGUACCAGCUCCCUUCCUAAUGGUGUAGACCCAAUGAAAGACUCUCCUCCUUGUGGCCCCUCACAGCAACCAAUGAGAGAAGAGCUGCAGUUCAAAGGUCAUCUGGAGAUUCAAGGUUCGAAAGGGCCUUCUAACGGCCCAGAGGAUGCUGAAGGAGACAGUGGUUGUACAUCAGAGAUUGAACAGAUUGACAUGCAAGGAGCUGGGAAGAAACGCAGAGCUCCUGGGGAUGUUUUGUCUCCAGAGAUUCCUAACGAAGAUAGGAAAAACAAGAGGCAAAAAAUUAAGUCUAAGAAAGAGCGCUCUCAAGUGGAUCAGUUGCUGGCUGUAUCUCUACGUGAGGAGGAGCUUAAUAGCUCGCUUCAGGCAGUGGAUAACAGUCUUAUUCAGGCACGUGCUGCCCUGCAAGCUGCCUAUUUGGAAGUACAGCGUCUGCUUAUGGUGAAACAACAGGUAAUCGGUGAGAUGAACUCUUUGAGAACCCAGCGGAUUGAAAUUCUUCAAGGAAUGCAAGGUGAAUUUGAGCCAAAAGAAAAAGAGAGGAACAGUGAGAUCCCCAGCGCUGUUCUCCCAGCAACAGCUGCCCAAUCAUCCUCUUCAACCUCCUCACUGCCUGUUACCAUCAAACAAGAGCCCAUCGCUCAAUGUAACCCCAUUCCUGAGCAUAACCUUAUCAAAUCCCCCUUCCCAGGACCUCAAAAUACAACACCUGUCCAAACAGUGUUUGCAGCUUGUCAAACAGGACCUCAAAAUACCACACCUGUCCAAACAGUGUUUGCAGCUUGUCAAACAGAUACUGCCUUCAAGUACAACCUGGAGUCUUCACAUGACGCCACAAGCAUGGAUUUAACGGCAGCUCCCUCAGAUCACAGAAUAGAGCCAUCACCCAACAAAAAAAUUCAUCAAAAUUCUCUAGAGGGGUUAGCCAACCCUCCUUCCCAACUCUCUCCCAAGCCGCUGUCUCCCUCAAACCACAUAGAAACUGAUCCAGUUAAGCGUGUUCGAAAACUGAAGAAGAAAAAGUGUCUUAAGAAAGCAAAGGGGAAUGAGCAGCCUGAAAUCAGUGAAUCAGAGCUUGAUGCAGAGCAGCCCGCUGCUCGACCUGCCCGCAAGUCCCGACCUAAUCGGCGAUCCAGCAGAACCUAUGCCUCACCCCCCACACCAGAAGAGAAAAAUGAAAAUGAGGAGAUGGUGGUGACCGAAGCUUCAAAGGCACAACCACAGGGAACCAAGCUAGCAACACCACCAAUGAAGGAAGCUCACUCUGAUUCAUCUGAACUGGAAAUGGUGGAGCUUCCCCCACCUGUGCCCACUGAUUUUGUCAAUCUAGAUUCUUCAGACCCAGAUGAGAUGCCUGAAAAGAAGGCCAAGGAGUCGGCCAAGGAGUCGGCCAAGGAGUCGGCCAAGGAGUCGGCCAAGGAGUCGGCCAAGGAGUCGGCCAAGGAGUCGGCCAAGGAGUCGGCCAAGGAGUCGGCCACUGCACACUCAACAGACCGUGCCGUCACAGACCCCCAAAAUCUUGCCUGCAACGAGGUCACCUCCACUAGUGAAAUUGAUACUAGCAGUUCAGUCAAGGCUUGUGAAAGUGUAAUAAAAUCAGCCUCAACAGUGUUGACCUCCAAGUUGCAUUCAGCAGAUAUAUCAGAUCCAGGGGAGGAGGAUGUGCCAACUGAAGGAGAGUUUGAAGGCCAUCAAGAGGCCGUUAAUGGAAUGCAGAUCCAUAACGGACUGCUGUAUACUUGCUCAGGGGACCGCACUAUACGUGCUUUCAACUUGAUAAGCCGGAAGUGUGUGGCUGUGUAUGAAGGUCACAGCAGUAAAGUGAAUUGCCUGUUGGUGUCAUGUGGAGGAGGCCUGCAACAACGCCUGUACUCGGGAUCAAGUGACCAGACCAUCCGCUGUUACAACCUAAAGACAACAGAAUGUAAGGAACAGCUGUCUCUCCCAGAUCGAGUGCUCUGUCUUCAUAAUCGUUGGAAAAUUCUCUAUGCCGGUCUGGCCAAUGGCUCUGUGAUCACCUUCAGUCUUAGGAACAAUAAGCAGCUGGAUAUGUUUGAGUGCCAUGGCCCGCGGGCCGUAAGCUGCCUGGCGACGGCUCAGGAAGGGGCUCGGCGUAUCCUGCUAGUUGGUUCCUAUGACGCCACCAUCAGCGUUAGAGAUGCUAAGAAUGGGCUAUUGCUGCGUACGCUGGAGGGCCACAGCAAAACUGUGCUCUGCAUGAAGGUGGUGAACGAUUUGGUGUUCAGUGGCUCGAGUGACCAGUCUGUACAUGCACAUAAUAUACAUACAGGAGAACUGGUGAGGAUCUAUAAGGGUCAUAGUCAUGCCGUCACCGUGGUGGCCAUAUUGGGAAAGGUGAUGGUCACCGCAUGCCUGGACAAACUAGUCCGUGUAUACGAGCUCCAGUCUCAUGACAGACUUCAAGUAUAUGGUGGCCAUUCAGACAUGGUGAUGUGUAUGGUCAUCCACAAGAGCAUGAUCUACACAGGCUGCUAUGAUGGGAGCGUGAGAGCUGUUAAAUUGAACCUGAUUCAGAACUACCGCUGCUGGUGGUACGGUUGUACCCUAAUCUUUGGCGUGAUGGAGCACCUGCAGCAGCACCUGCUGAACGACCACACCAGCCCAGCACAGCAAACAUUCAAAUGCCGCUGGAGGAGCUGCGACACAUACUUCACCACACGCAACGGCUCCAAGCAGGCAGUGCAUUGUCACAUGCAGAAACAUGCUGAGGACGACAGUAAAAUGGAGCCAUGAGGGGCCAAUGGAAUAUCACAGACAUAGUCUCCUCUUUUCCCAUAUUGGGAAUGUCUCAUUCAGCCCUCACCAGAGGAGCCCUUUUUUAUAUGACCCAUCAGAUACCAACAACUGCCACUUAGAUGAUGCUGAUGCCACAGUUUAAAUUAAAAUGGAUGAUUUUAAUCGCUCAGAAAUUCGUAUUAUGUAGUAAACAGAAAAGACGUACAAGUGUUACUGUUAAUUCAAACAAAAAGAAGAAAAUGUGCCCUUCUCUAAGUGGAUGUGAUUGGUAUCUCUUAAGUCUUUUUGAUUUGUCUCUUCUCUUUCACUUCUAUCUGAAGUGUGAAAUAUGCUCAGUUCUUUUAUACUGACGUGGCAUUGCUCUGAUACUCUCCCUCCUGGAAGGGAUUGAUUUCUGUGUCAGAUGCUUCUACAUGUCUGUCAUCAUCAGAUCUAAGAUUUACUGACCAAAUGAACACAAAGAAACUGUGGGAAACGGUUGGGUACCGGGACAGCAACAGAGGUGCGGCAGCUCCCUCAGCAAACACGUGUAGCUCACUGUCGUGUGUGUGUGCGGUCUGAGUUUAGAGACGUUAUGAUGUGGAGUGAUUUAAGAAAGCGUGAGACUUGUCAAGCAACUAGAUUUUAGUGGGGGUUUUUUAAUGAAGGACACAUCUUUCUCAAGUUGCAUCGCUCUGUUUGUUUGUGUUGUCACGGCGGUACAUACUUGACAACGGGGACACUUUUACAUCUCAAUCUGGUUUCCAAAUAAAAACUAUUUCAGUU